Messenger RNA from Mya arenaria, 2992 nucleotides. RefSeq lists its product as uncharacterized. The transcript is spliced from 6 exons. Bases 34 to 2655 code for a protein of 873 amino acids. The record is from RefSeq and is a predicted model, not a curated record. NCBI's taxonomy places the organism in Eukaryota, Metazoa, Mollusca, Bivalvia, Myida, Myidae.
GGGUUAAUUGUUAACAACUUGUGGGCUGUAGAGAUGACUUGUGAAGUUUCCAAGUAUGACAUCGCAGCUCUGAUGGCCUUGAUUGACAUGAUCAGGAUCAACUGGACAGACAGACUAGAGAUGUACAAGCUGCUGCUUGCGUUACUGGCGGACUACAACCCCACUGUCCAUGGAAACAGGGAAAAGACCGUAAGAUACCUUCGACUGCUGAUUUCUGACAAGGUUAUUGCAAAAUGUGUUAUAAAGUCAUUGCCAUUGGGUGUAAGAGAGACGCCUGCGAGUACACAAAACAUUCCCAUCAAGAAGAGGCUGAGCAGCAGAUUUUGCUUGCGACAAAAGAGAUCCCCCAUCCAGUAUCUACAUUCCAAAUUGAAGAACUUUGCCGUUCCAAGAUGUCUAGAGAAAGAAAAAUCAACACAGGUUAAACCAGCUGCAGAAUCUGAAAAAUGCCCAUCUAACAAUGAGGACCAAUCACCACCUGAUUCAACUGAAGAGGAGUUUCCUCAGCCGGAAGUUGUUUUAGCUGGGUCAGUGGUGUCGAAGACAUGUCAAAUACCUGAUCAGAUGCAAGCAGAACCCAUCACAGCUAGUAAGCAUCAAGUUUAUCAACAACAAGUUAAUCCUAAAGCAGUUGAAGGAACAUGUCAGCAAGCUUCUUCCAACUAUGUUAGCAUGAUGUCUCAGCUCCCCUUCCCCUACCAGCACCACAUAUAUCCCACAGCACCAGGGCAGCUGGUGGCCUACCCACACAUGAUCACCAAUUGUACGGGUCCACCAUUGCCUUGGAGACCGGUUCCUUUCCUGCAAACCUGUGCACAGUCAGGGCCUCAGGUAGGAGCUGUUGCAACAUCAGAAUCAGAAAGUCUCCUUGAUCUAUCCUUGAAGCCUGGUAUGAAUAUUUCAACUGAUGAUAAGCAUACAUUGAGGAGAAAGCCUUCCAAUGUUGGAGUCGCAAUACCGGUUAAAAGAAGUGCUUCUAUGUCUGCCGUUGACAAAAACUCUGUGAAAUCACCAAAGGUCAUGAGAAUUUCAUCCUCCACUGAUUUGACACGCCAACGAUCAUAUUAUAGAACAACACCAGCAACAUCUUCAGUCUCUUCUAGUUCAAGAGAGUUGAGGAGCGUUGAAGCAUUGUAUCCCCACCCACCGACGUUCUGUGGUCAAGGAGUAUCACCCCAUCUUCUGGCUCUCCAUCAGCUAACAUCUACAGUUAGAGGACCUGCAAUUACCUACCCAUCACUUCUGCCCUACUACCAAACAACAACACCACAAGUCCUUGCUGCAACACAAAAAUCAGCCACUACAACAAACUCAUCCAAGGAGUCCAAUGUAAAUAAUCAUCUUUUUACGUCUUACGCAUGUGCUUUAUCAAAAUCACAACUGAUGACUGUCGAGCCAAAGACCCAGGGGAAGUCCUUCCCUUACAGACAUCAGAUGGAAUUGUCCAAUGGAUGUAGACCUGUUGCUGAAAUUUCAUUAGAAAAAAACACUGCUAUCGAGAACACACAGCUUAAAACACUGGAAGCCGUUGGUCUUACUAUUACAGGUAGCAAUGUUUCAGAGUCCAAUCAGAAAAACAUGGAGGAUUUGUAUUCAAACUUGUCGAAUAUGGAAAUGAGCAGAGACCCUAAAACGAAGCAAGUCAAAAUUAAGCUAGACAAAACAAGCAGUGGACAUUUCCUUGCUGAACUGUUAAAACUUCAGGCUACUGGAAAUAUCACUCACCAACCCCUGUCAGUGGAAUCUAAGGCUACAACAAACGUUCCUAUUUCUGUGAAACGUAAUGAUACCUCUGAUACAUGUUAUAGAACACCUACUGACUUGCCAAGAAAAGUGCUAAUGCCCAGGUCUAUUCAGACUGUUCCCAGGAAUUUGCUCUUUGGAAAUGUGCAUGCUCCAUUAUAUUCAGCAAGUUCUAAAAUGGCUCCAUUCAAGCAACCUGGCAGGAACCAGUACCAGAGUAUCUAUACCGUCUCCAAUAAAGGUCACUCCCUGGGUUCUGUAAAACCUCUCACUACUAUAGGCAGUGAGUAUACACCGGCCACGUCAGAAUAUCUUAAUUCUGUACCAUCAUUUGCAAAUUCCAACAAAACUUAUCCGGAAAGUAGAAGUAUUUACUCUGAGAAAACUUUCUUUCAAGCGUUGAAGGAUCGACUGACUGAAGUUGACAGUGAAAUUAAGACAUCAACAUCAGGGGUCAUGAGAAGAGCUUCUGACACUGAUCUUGUUUCAUUUGAUGGAGAGAACAUGGAUCUGAGAAAAUGGACAGUGGCAAACAGCUCUUUAACAAGUGAACAGGGGCGAAUUACACCAAGAAUAUCAGAGGCUUCAAUAGCUUCAACACAUUGGCAAACACCCAUGUCUAUCGAAAAACUUGAACUAGUGCCAAAACCUCAAUUGUCUAUACCAACAGCAGAGCACACAUUCUCAAAGCAAAUUCAACAGUCUGAGCUGGGAUUUACCCAGCCAAACUCCUUCUUCCCAGAUAUGCCUCUAACACGUAGCCUGAGUCUUGGCCAUUUGGAGGCGAGUCACAUCUUCUCUGAGCCCAGUUCCGGGACAUCUUCUGUCCAUCUGUCUCCUUACCUGCUGGGCAUGCUUCCUGACAAGAUGACCGACUCCGACAUUGACAGUGAUGAUGUGUUUAUGUCGUAGGUUAUCUGGCUGCAGCCAACCAGUAAUAGGUGCUCUUGGGGUCAUUGUUUCAGUCAUAAUAUUUUAUAAUGAUUUAUAGUAUACACACAAGUGCAUGUAUUUAGUUGUGCUUUUUAUUAUUUUGUGUGGCAAUUUAUUUAUUCUUUAAAGAAAAUGUAAAAACUGUUUAACAUGACUGACAUGACAUGACAAGAAUGAAUUGUAAUAUGAUGCAAAAUUAAAAUUUCAAGUUGAAUAUUGUUUCUUACACGAGGUCAAAAGGUUAUUCGACAGUAUCAUAUUAUGGCAUUCUACUUGUUGUUGGUAUCAUCAUGGACCAGUUUGGGUGUACAACAAA